This is a messenger RNA of Amoebophrya sp. A25, 2727 nucleotides long. NCBI's taxonomy places the organism in Eukaryota, Dinophyceae, Syndiniales, Amoebophryaceae. The record is from the annotation of a GenBank genome assembly.
CUCGUACUCUUGCAAGAAUGAAAACGAUGAACAUAAGCUAUUUUGUUUUUCUGAGAAGCUGUCAGGAUCCUCCUUGGAUGUGAAUUCCGUUCCAGAUAUCACGAUCGAGUUUUCGGUGGCUUUCGUUGACAACUAGACGAGGUUUUUGAGUCACGAUUUUCUUCAAAACUUGCCAGGAGUGAUUUUGUAAUACGUUUGUCACCUUUGGUAGUACUACCAUGAUGGAAGAAAGGGAUCAUCUUCUUGAUGUCGAUGGAGGAUGGCUGAGUAGGUGAGUACAUGAGGAUCAGGCUGUUCUCCCUAUUUCGUUUUCUUCACCUGACUAAAACAACUGAAGUUCUUUGUACGGACACAACUACGUGCUUCCAACACCUAGCGACAUGAACAUCUUUAUCUAUGAUCUAAUAUCAUUCAAAGGAGGAAGCAGGAGGAAGACAUCAUGAGAUUGUUGAGCAGGAGGACCUAGCGACAUCAACAUCUUCAUCUAUCUAAUGUCAUUCAAAUUUACGACGAGCGUGCAAGAUCAUCGUCGUUCAAGAGUAAGAAAAAAAUGCAGGAAGUACCUCCAGGUGAUCCCGAAGAUGUCUUGUCCUUGGACGAACAGGUUGAAAUCCUCGCAUCCAUGUAUCCCGAGAGAAAUCUCGAAGGUGCGGGUGACGUGUGGAGAAUCGAUCUUUUCCCCAAUGUUGGUGGCGACGCUAGGAAAGAGUUCAUGUUCUGCACAGUGGAAUAUGACAGAAGUAGAAGACAUUGUCAGAAGAGUCUUGAGCAGGAGGAAGUGGAGCAGCUUCUGGUAAAGGAGGUUCAAGAACACGAGGAGGUGGCAGUCGUGAAGGAGCAACCGGUCGCAAAACAGAAAGAUGGAGGAGAGUCGCAUGGCUUACAAGAUACAACAUCUUCAACUCAGGCGGAAGGAAGCAGUAAUGGUACUGGAAGUCAUGGUAAAGGCAAGAAAGGACGGUCGAAAGGAAAACGGAAAGGAAAACAUGCUUCUGCAGAAGACGUAUCCGCAGAAACACAAUUGCAGGAGCGGCCGCACGAACAGCCUCGUCGUGGAGACGACCAGACAAGCGACAUAGCGGUAGAUGAAGCUUCCUCGAGUAGCGCGAAAGGUAACAAGAAAGGCAAGGGACGCGGAAAAAAAGGCGAAGGAAAAAAGGGUGGCGAACGCGAGGAAGGGAAAAAAGGCGGCGGAAAGCAUAGCAAGGGACGCAAGAAGGGCAAGGCGGGUGUUGACGAAGUCGAAGUUUAUGUAGAGCCUCAAGAGGUCGUGCAGAAGCAGCAGCACCAGCAGCAGGAGUCUCCUAAAUCAAGUGCUCAAAAUCAUCAUAUCAAGUGGCGUGUGAAAGAACCGACAGGUGGAAAAAAUAAACCAGAUGAAGGUCCUGCGAGAUCUCCAACGACUACGACAUUCUCUCCCGCAUCCCGACUGAAGACCGGAAAUCAUCAACAUGUCGUACUCAGACCCAGGACCACUCCGCAACUGCGUCCUCCUUCCUGUUGGCGCGUUGUCAAAAGCGCCAAUUUGGGUGAGCACGAACUGAAAAAGCUACUUGACCGAUUGGACAACCUAAACCUUGAUCUUGAAGAAGCAGGACAAGGCCACGUUUCUCCAACAGCAGCAUCAACAGCAGGAGGCGUCGUCUCAAAUAUGCCUUUCGUGGACGGCGUAACGUCAGGGAUAGACUUUUUAACAGAAUUGAACGAACAGCUGGGUGGAGACUGCCCUGUAUGCAGUUUUCCUCUAGAUGGCCCGGAUGUCUACGGAGAUACCGGUCCGCUCUACAGACCGAUCGCGUGCUUUCAUGCGGUACUACACCAUAACUUUGUUUGCUGCAAAUUUUGGUCUUGUUCACUUUUGCUUUCAUGAUAAGGUUACGGUACUAGCAAGCUACUGAAUUUCUUUGUUAUUACUUUUACUUAGUUAAACGUAGGGUUAUUUGGAACAAUGAAUUUGAACUGACUUCUGUCCUAACUUUUUUACUCGCGGCAUCUGUUUCUGAUCUCCUUCUUCACCUCUACAGAUGCACCGUUCUUGUGUGAUUGGGUAUUGGAAGGCCGCAGAAGGCGAACGUUUUUGUCCCGUGUGUCGCAAGGCAGCUACCCACGAAGACCUUCUAGAACUACACGUGGAAAUAGAACAAGAAGAUGGCCGCGAUGGCUCAUCUUCAAGAAAUCAGCAUCCACGAGGACCUCAAAAUGAGUCAGCAUCGUCUAGCACCACAGGAGCUUUUAACAACACCGACAAUUAUUACAAUGAAACAUCUGGUGGGUCCUCCUCUUCCUCCUCUUCGUUACGUUUUCAAGUGAGCACUGACGCGGGCUUUAAGCCCGCUUUCGAGCGGUUUCGCGAUGGGUUCGGAAAGGAACUGUCAGAUUCCCAGUAUUACAGGCCAAAAAAUGGCGCAGCGUAUGCGAUAUUCACCUUUCGCAGUCAAGACAAGGCGUUGCGAGCUAUGCUGAACUUACGGAAUAGGGCUGUUCCUUUAGGGGACAUCCAAGAGUCGACGAUCCAAGAUUCUCCAAGAGACGAAGACCCACCGACUAAAAAAGACGAAAAACCAACAUGGAAAAUCAGUUACUAUUUUCCACCGAUUUCAUAGCACUCAGUGCGCUCCAAACCUGACUUCAUAGCAUGACUCACCAAACAUUUUCACUACCAUUUGAGCCACAAUUUACCCAACAAUCCAUUUUCGCGGCAACUAUAUCGCGAUCGCAGUGUCCGAU